AUGCAAAAAUUAGGCUCGCGACUCCAUCUGGUAGAAGCCAAUCGUGCAAGACGGAGGUUUCACAAUUAUGUAGUCAAUCCAGAGAGGGGUGGCUCCCUUUUCUGUGUUCCCCAUUUUUGUACAAGCCAUUUUUCUAUAAAAAAAGGCAACCCACAGAGGGAGUUCAAAGGUGCGUCCCUCUGCGAAAGGAGACAAAGCAACAGCUUCUUUAGCAAAGCGAGAAACAACUGUUCCGUCGAUGGAAAAGGAAGAAAUGAAAUAUUUUUUGAAAGAAUGGAAAAAAAAAAUAGCAAAACUUUUCAUUUGACGAAACAAAGUGUGUCCAGUGAUAAAGCAACCACACUCGAUUCUGCAAAAGGGGGACAAGUUAACGAAGCGGAGAAGGAGAAAAAUGGGAAAACUUCGGAAGAAGAGGCAUUCCUCAAGAAUGGGAAUGAAGACAAAAUGGCCAGUCGAAAGGGGGAAAAACAAAAUAGUGACCCGCACGCCUCAGUCAUAGACCUAGAACUGUCCGAACUGUGGUCCAAAAAAACUCUCAUUCUAAAUUUCAAAAAUAGCGUAUUCGAAAUAAUUUUAAACAGACCAGAAAAGCUGAACGCAAUUAACAAAGACAUGAUUAAUGGUUUGUUAAACAUUGUGAAAAGCUUAAACAACGAUGAUAGGUGUCACAUUAUUGUGAUAAAAAGUAGCAACACGGCGUGCUUCUGCUCAGGUUCUGAUGUCAAGGACAUUGUCCAAAAUAAAGAAAAAGGGAUGCAACAUUUGAAGCAACUGUACAUGUACAUUCAUUAUUUAUCUAAAAUGAAAAAACCCAUCUUGUGCAUAUGGAAUGGUUAUGCUAUGGGAGGAGGGUUAGGGAUUUCUAUGUAUGCAAAAUUUAGGAUAAUAAAUAAGAACGCCAUAUUUGCCAUGCCGGAAAAUAAAAUUGGCUUCUUCCCCGAUAUCACCUGCUGUUACUUUUUUAAAAAAUAUUUUGGAAGAAACAUUGGUCUCCAUCUAGGGUUGACUUCCCUACGGUUAAACGAAGUCGAUUUAGUCAACUUUAAAAUUUGUAGCAACUAUGUGGAAGAUGUGGAUGAACUGCUGAACCAUAUUUACAAAAUUGGGAAAACAAACCAGGAUGAGUUCGAUGCGGAACUUGCCAGCGUCUUAGAUAAGUACCCGCCCAAAGUCACUACAGACACGAAACCGGUACUUACUGAAAAAUUAAUUAGCAACAUCGACAAGUACUACAGUUCCGCUACUAGUCUAGACGAUCUUGUUAGCAAGUUGAAAAAGGACCAGGAUGAUAACCCCUUUUGCAAAGAGACCCUUGACGCUAUAAACCAGAACUGCUACUCCAGUUGCAAUUUAUGGUUUGAAUAUUUCCUUUACAGUUAUGAUAAACCCUUGGAGGAGGUGCUAGACAACGAUUUUAAAAUUACACAGCAUUUCUUGUAUCACACAGAUACCUUCGAGAAGGGCGUAACUGAGCUCCUUGUGAAGAAAAAUAAAUCUUUCAAGUGGAGCUCCGUGCGGGAUUAUGGGGAUUUGCAUGUGGGCCCAAGCGUUGAAGAUAUUCUAACAAAUAGCGGGGUGUUGUCUAUCCGGGGAGAAUUCACAUGA
Molecule: messenger RNA, 1605 nt
Organism: Plasmodium knowlesi strain H
Lineage: Eukaryota; Apicomplexa; Aconoidasida; Haemosporida; Plasmodiidae
Product: 3-hydroxyisobutyryl-coenzyme A hydrolase, putative
Exons: 1
Coding region: 1-1605 (534 amino acids)
Biological process (GO): L-valine catabolic process
Molecular function (GO): 3-hydroxyisobutyryl-CoA hydrolase activity
Source: RefSeq, a predicted model, not a curated record